This is a messenger RNA of Nerophis lumbriciformis (worm pipefish), 777 nucleotides long. The record is from RefSeq and is a predicted model, not a curated record. Lineage: Eukaryota; Metazoa; Chordata; Actinopteri; Syngnathiformes; Syngnathidae.
AACUUUGCAGACAUGUCCUCGUUCAGAAAAGCGCUGAAAUCCCGACAAAGAAACCACCAGGAAAGAUCCCAGCCUGAAGCUAGGAAGCACUUGGGCUUACUGGAGAAGAAGAAAGACUACAAACAACGUGCAAAUGACUAUCACAAGAAACAAAAUACACUCCUCGCACUCCGUAAGAAGGCACUGGAGAAAAACCCUGAUGAGUUCUACUUCAACAUGAUUAAUUCACAGCUCAAGGAUGGAGUACACAUGUCAAAAAAGCAAGAAGAGGACCAGGAAGUGACGGAAGAGCAGAAGAAAGUGAUGACCACACAAGACAUCAAAUAUGUCGAGAUGAAGAGGGUGGCGGAAGCAAGGAAAAUUGAAAAACUCAAAGGAAGUCUACAUCUUCUGGAUGUGGACGGUAAACAGAAAAACACGCACACCUUUUUUGUGGAUUCCAAAAAAGAAGUACAGUCAUUUGACUUAGCCGGCCAUCUGAACACUGUCCCCGAGCUGGUGGAUCGUGUUUACAACAGACCCACGAUGGCCACACUAAGAGAUAAACGCAUUCUAGGAGCCGUGGAGCCUCACAGUCAAGAGAAGCUGUCCAAGCAACGCAAACACGAGUAUAAAAUUCUCUCCCAAAGGAUCGAUCGGGAGAAGAAAUUGUUUGUCAUUAGCCAGAAGCUCCAGACACGUAAGGACCUUCAGGAUAAACGUCAGAAGAUCAAAGUUAAGAAGGAGACACCAAAUGCUGCGGCUAUCUACAAAUUUGAAAUGAAGAGGAAACGUUGA